Messenger RNA from Archocentrus centrarchus (flier cichlid), 795 nucleotides. RefSeq lists its product as uncharacterized. The record is from RefSeq and is a predicted model, not a curated record. Lineage: Eukaryota; Metazoa; Chordata; Actinopteri; Cichliformes; Cichlidae. Bases 130 to 795 code for a protein of 221 amino acids. The transcript has 12 exons.
GCGCUGGUCAGGAAUGGCGAACUUGGACCAGAGCGGAGGACAACGGCCAAAAGUGAGUUGACCGUCACAGUCAUACUGCUGUCAGACUGAAUGAAGACAUUCAGCAGAGAAGACAAAUGACAAAGCAAGAUGAGUCAACCAAGAGGCAUCAGAGAUUUUAAUCCAGCAAUACAUCCACAGCUGGAGAGUUUAGGACAGCAACUUCAAGAUGCAAGAAUAGCCAUGCAACAGCAGCAGAUGGCACUAGAAUCAUUCAAAAUCAGUUGGGUUGAAACUGAAAAGUCCUUCAAUCAAAAACUACAACAGACAAGAAAUGAUUUAAAAGACCAAGAGAAGAACCUGAAAUCAUCCAAUGAAAGACUGGCUGAGAUGGAAAAAUUUUACAAAGUGAGUCUUCAAAAAGAAGGUUUGACUGAUAUGGAAACAUUUUACAAAGACAAACUUCAAGAGGCAAGAUCUGCUCUAAAAGAAAAGAAAGAAGAAUUGGAAUCAUUCAAGGACAGACUGGCAGGGGAGCUUGCUCUUUCAAUAAAGACAGGGAAAUCAGAAAGCAUGAACAACCCAGUCAGUGAAACCAAACUGAAAGAGAUGUACGAAGAGCUGAAGUUUGAGAAGUGGCCUAAAAUGAAACCUUGUGUGAAAUCACAAUUUGAAGACUCAAAAGUGCCCAAAAAUUGGAUUCAGAACUGCUUUGCAGCUGCAAUGUCUCAAAUAGCGCAAAAGAUUGAACUAACAGAUAAACUGUUUGGACUGCAAAAUCAAAGAAGAGCACUACCACAGAAGGUACUGGACUGA